AUCGAGUUUAGAAUUAUCAUAAAUAACGAUAAUCAAAGUCCUUCUUUUUUACUUGUGAAUCAGUUAAAUAUCAGCCAUGAAUGAAUUACAUUUGCUAGUAUGCUUUCUAAUUAGUUCGUGUGUUUGCUGGAACUGGCAAGAACCUUCUCCAGAUAUAAUUCCAGUACCUGGAGGACUAUCCGGUGAUGCUGUAACUACACGUUACUGGGACUGCUGCGGGGUGUCUUGUAGCUGGGACGAAAUCGUCGAUACAAAAAACGGUCUACCUGUCAGAUCAUGUGAAAUAGACGGAAUCACUAAUAGUACUACUGAAAAUAACGCGCAAUCUAAUUGCCAUACAGAAAAUGGAAAAGCUUAUACUUGCAGCAACCAAAUUCCAUUUAUAAUUAAUUCAACGUUAUCCUACGGUUUUACAGCUGUCUCUUUUAUUGGUGGUACUGAUUAUUACCACUGCUGCUCCUGCUACCUUUUGAGUUUCAAAGGGCAACUACAAGGUAAACAGAUGCUGGUACAAGCAAUAAACACCGGUAGUGACUUGUAUUCGAAUCAGUUUGAUCUUCAAAUUCCCGGUGGGGGAGUUGGAUUAUAUAACGGCUGCUCGCGGCAAUGGAACGCUCCUGAAGAUGGUUGGGGUGAUAGAUAUGGAGGUGUUCAUACGUUAGAAGAAUGUAACCAGUUACCCCAGCAGCUACAAGAAGGUUGUAGAUGGAGGUUUGAAUUUAUGGAAGGAGUACCAAAUCCAAACGUUACGUUUUAUGAAGUUAAAUGCCCUUUGGAAUUGAUCGCGAUCACAAAUUGUGGAGAUAUAGAUUGAUUCUUAUUAAAAAUGUGUUUGUAUUAGAUAUAUAAAUACUUCUAAUAAAAGAAAUUACAAUUCUC
Messenger RNA from Diorhabda sublineata, 879 nucleotides. Its product is annotated as endoglucanase-like. The coding region runs from base 77 to 814 and encodes 245 amino acids. The record is from RefSeq and is a predicted model, not a curated record. Gene Ontology annotation, biological process: carbohydrate metabolic process. NCBI's taxonomy places the organism in Eukaryota, Metazoa, Arthropoda, Insecta, Coleoptera, Chrysomelidae. The transcript is spliced from 3 exons. Gene Ontology annotation, molecular function: cellulase activity.